Meloidogyne enterolobii is the source of this 610-nucleotide messenger RNA. Lineage: Eukaryota; Metazoa; Nematoda; Chromadorea; Rhabditida; Meloidogynidae. The record is from the annotation of a GenBank genome assembly.
UAUGUAUCCAACAGUUAAACUUUCUCAACAACUUCUUAAUACGCCUUUGGGUGGAUAUGGAUUUGAUAAUUCCGCUAUGGAACGGAAUUUGGCUUUUAAUGAAUUGGCCAUCAAAAAUGGCGACAAGGAAUGCAAAACGAAUAUUACAAGUACUGGAACGACUAUUGUGGCUUCUGUUUUCAAGGAUGGAGUUAUUGUCGGUGCAGAUGCCCGUUCUACAAUGGGAAAUUUGGUCUCUGUCAAGAAUGCUAUAAAAUUACAUCGUAUAACUGACUUAAUUUACGCUGCUGGAGCAGGUUGUAAAUCAGACUUGGAAAAAGUUACAGCAAUGAUGGAGACGGAAAUGGAACUUUUUGAGUUGAAUAAUGAAGGGAAAAAGGCUCGUGUUAUGAUGGCUGGGCGUCGUUUACGCCAAUAUUUAUUUCAGUAUCAAGGCCAUGUCUCCGCUUAUUUAUUAGUUUGUGGCGUUGAUGCUACCGGAGCCUAUUUAUUCGAAGUUUCUGCCUCCGGCGGUGGAUUUUUAAAGCCUUUUAGCGCUGAUGGUUCAGGCUGUCUUUGUGCUAUAGCUGAAUUGGAAAAUGGAUUUAAGCCGGACAUGACGAAAGAGUAA